AUGACCGAGGACAAGGACGGUAACAAGCAGAGCACUGGCAACGAGCCCCAUCAAUAUCAAGCAGGCUCCAGCACAGAGCGCAAGGAGGAUGAGUGGAAACUCCGAGCGCCAUACCGGAUACACGACAAGGCCGAAAAUUUCGAUGUCAAGUGGAGAGGGAAAUGCCACUGCGGUGCCGUUCAGUACGAGCUGAGUCGCGAGAAGCCGCUGGCCUCCAAGUACUGCCAUUGCACAACCUGCCAGCGGAUGCACGGGGCUCCUUUCCAAUGGGCCGCCAUUUUCCACAAGGAGGACAUCAACUUCACCAAAGGCCACCACGAUCUCGGCUGGUACGACCCCACCGCCAAGUCACAGACGCACCACCUGCCGUGCAAAGUUCAGUGCGCCUACUGCCGGUCGCCCAUCAUGGACGAGGGGAGGAAUAUGAUCCUCCUCUUUCCCACGCUCAUCGAGGGCAUCAACACCCCCGAGGGCAGAAAGGCGUUUGAGGUGCAGUCCCACAUGUUUUACCCCCAGCGUGUGGUGGACAUCAAGGAUGGGAAGCCCAAAUUCAAGGGGCUGGCGGAUGAGAGUCCACUGGUGGAUGAGGAGACGGGCGAGGAAAUCCCGGAGAGUGAACCCAAGAAGGAUAAGGACAGCUGA
This is a messenger RNA of Parathielavia appendiculata, 642 nucleotides long. RefSeq lists its product as uncharacterized. The coding region runs from base 1 to 642 and encodes 213 amino acids. The transcript is spliced from 2 exons. NCBI's taxonomy places the organism in Eukaryota, Fungi, Ascomycota, Sordariomycetes, Sordariales, Chaetomiaceae. The record is from RefSeq and is a predicted model, not a curated record. Gene Ontology annotation, molecular function: carbon-sulfur lyase activity.